AUGGCAUAUAGCAGAGUCCAUUCGGACUUUCCAUCCCAGACCGUCUUCAAGAAAUUUGUGGUCAUGUUAUUGUUUUUCCUCACCCUUCUGUACUUUCUGCAGUACCUCACAGACCGCUGCAGCAAGACGCCGACGUCAGUCAGAACCACGGACCAGGCUAUCAGAUCAUUCGCGUCGGAUCUAAAAGCAGACGAGCUGCAGUCAUUAAGUAGAAAAAGAUUAAUUCAAAAAUGGGCCGACAAAUCAGGCGUCGGGUACCACCGGGGCAGUGGUGUUGAGUACACCGGGAGUGACAGCGUAGUGUUUGGACCUUGGGCAGACUUUGCAGUUGCAUCACAGUCAGAGAUGCGCUUUCCAUCCUCAAUAAAUACGGACGUAUUGAUGAAUUUCCAGUAUCCUGGGAAAAGGGAUUCAGGUACACUUAGUCUGCUAGGUGAGGGGAUCAAGAGGCUUCCCCAGGCUCUUAUUAUCGGGGUGAAGAAAGGCGGGACGCGCGCGUUGCUGGAGUUUCUGAGAGUUCAUCCCGACAUACGGGCCGUCGGAGCAGAGCCGCACUUUUUCGACCGAAAUUAUGAAAAAGGAUUAGAGUGGUACAGGGACCUGAUGCCGAAAACUUUGGAGGGUCAGAUCACCAUGGAGAAAACCCCCAGCUACUUUGUGACACGAGAGGCCCCAGCGCGGAUCUAUGGCAUGUCCCGAGACACCAAACUGAUCGUGGUGGUGCGGGACCCUGUCACUCGGGCCAUUUCUGACUACACCCAGACGCUGUCCAAGAAACUGGACAUUCCCACCUUCGAGAGCCUGACCUUCAAGAACAGGACCACAGGUCUAAUCGACACCUCGUGGAGCGCUGUCCAAAUUGGCAUCUACGCCAAACACUUGGACAACUGGCUCCAGUUCUUUCCCAUGGCCCAGAUUCUGUUUGUGAGUGGGGAAUGUCUGAUCAGCGACCCGGCCAGAGAGCUGGGCCAUGUGCAAGACUUUCUGGGGCUCAAGAGGAUCAUCACAGACAAACACUUCUACUUCAACCAGACCAAGGGCUUCCCCUGCCUGAAGAAGGCCGAGGGCAGCAGCAAACCCCGCUGCCUGGGCAAAACGAAGGGGCGGACCCACCCCAACAUCGACCCUGAGGUGGUGCAGAGGCUGCGGGACUUCUACAGGCCCUUCAACAUGAAAUUCUACCAGAUGACAGGCCGGGCCUUUGGCUGGGAUGGCUGA
Chanos chanos (milkfish) is the source of this 1218-nucleotide messenger RNA. Its product is annotated as heparan sulfate glucosamine 3-O-sulfotransferase 3A1-like. The transcript has 2 exons. Bases 1 to 1218 code for a protein of 405 amino acids. Gene Ontology annotation, molecular function: [heparan sulfate]-glucosamine 3-sulfotransferase activity. Lineage: Eukaryota; Metazoa; Chordata; Actinopteri; Gonorynchiformes; Chanidae. The record is from RefSeq and is a predicted model, not a curated record.